This is a messenger RNA of Didymodactylos carnosus, 291 nucleotides long. NCBI's taxonomy places the organism in Eukaryota, Metazoa, Rotifera, Eurotatoria, Philodinida, Philodinidae. The record is from the annotation of a GenBank genome assembly.
AUGCUGACCAGCGUAUCUGACUCCCGCGGUUAUCCUUCUUUACUUUCUGAUGCUAUUCGAAAAAGUUAUGACAAUGCAUCAUCUGCUACAACUAAUCAAGUGGCACAACGGCAACGACUAGCGCCAUUAACAUUUGUAUCAACAUAUAAUCCAAAUAAUUUAGAUUUAUUCCCAUUUAUUCGAUCGUUAUUACCACAAAUGAACACACAAGAUCUGUUAAUCAGAAAGUUGAAAGAAAAGGAAUUUAGAAGAAAAUAUCAUCCAUCACUAAAUCCAGACGAUGAAGAUUAA